CAGGACUGCGGCAGGGGCACGAAACUCGAACACAAAGCCCAAAAAGGCCCCUAAAAAAGAAAAAGGAAAAAAAAAAGAAAAAAAGAGAAGAUCUAACAGAAACCGAACUUUCAGAAAGGCACCCGGAUUACUACGCAAGAAUAGCUCAAUUUGCGAAGUUAUGUGUCUCAAAAUAUGGUAAAAAAUAUGAUUAGGCGGGUCAUAUAUAGAAAUAACUAAAAUUUUUUAGGGGCUGUACUUGCAGAAUUGUAGCAUUUAGUGCUGUAAGGUUUUAUAUCUGUUUGCACGGGGGAGGUAUAUGAGUUAAGAUCGUCUUUUUUCCUGAGGAGAUUAUAAGCUGUAAAGCGUAGAGCAUCGGUUUCCUUGAGACUCGACUCCAAGUAUUUUCAGAAUGUUUGCUGCUAAAUUGCGGUCGUGGGCCUAUCCUCUUAUCUAUGCAUUCUAUCUCCUUAUAUCAUUAGUACAAGUUGAUGGAGCCAAUGUGGAUAUGACCAUCUUGACUGGUGCAGUGGCCAAAGGCGCAGUUUGUUUGGAUGGGAGUCCCCCGGCUUAUCAUUUCUCGCCGGGUUCUGGUUCCGGGGUGAAUAAUUGGUUGGUUCACAUGGAGGGAGGAGGCUGGUGCCGGGGUACCCAAGAAUGCCUAGCCCGAAGAGAUACCCACAGAGGCUCUUCCAAAUAUAUGAAGCCGCUGUCGUUCUCUGGGAUUUUAGGCACCGAGAAAAGCUCUAAUCCUGAUUUCUAUAACUGGAAUAGGAUUAAGAUCAGGUACUGCGAUGGUUCGUCCUUUACGGGGGAUAUUGAGACAGUUGAUCUUGCAACAAAUCUUCACUAUAGAGGUGCCAGGGUUUGGCUUGCUGUUAUCGAAGAUCUCUUAGCAAAGGGGAUGAACAAGGCUGAAAAUGCUCUUCUCUCCGGUUGCUCAGCUGGAGGCUUGGCAUCUAUACUGCAUUGUGAUAAAUUUCGUGAUCUCCUACCAGCAAGCACAAAAGUUAAAUGCCUUUCCGAUGCCGGUUAUUUUAUCAACGCGAAGGAUGUUUCUGGAAAUGAUUCUAUCAGAACUUUUUAUCAAGAUGUCGUAACCACACAUGGGUCAGCAAAGAAUUUGCCAUCUUCCUGCACUUCCAGGAUUUCACCAAAUUUGUGCUUCUUCCCGCAAUAUGUAGUGCCAGAGAUGCGCACACCUCUUUUUAUACUGAAUGCAGCAUAUGAUGCAUGGCAGAUCAAGAACAUAUUGGCACCCAGUGCUGCUGAUCCCUUUAACACUUGGGACGAAUGCAAACUGAAUAUAAAGCGGUGUUCUUCGAGCCAACUUGUGACCAUGCAAGAUUUCAGGUCGGAGUUUCUAAGUGCAAUUCCAAGACAAGGGAAGUCGUCGUCGACUGGCAUGUUCAUAGACUCCUGCUACGCCCAUUGCCAGUCUGGUUCACAGGAUACAUGGCUGGCUGCUGGUUCUCCUGUUAUUGAAAAGAUACCAAUUGCGAAAGCCGUCGGAGAUUGGUAUUUUGAUCGGGAUAUCGUUCAGAAGAUCGAUUGCCCUUAUCCUUGCAACCCAUCAUGUCGCAACCGUGAGGAUGAUUCCGUCCAGGAUUAGUCAUAAUUUGUAGCUCCGGCCAUCAGCGCAAGGGUGGCCUACGGGCUUUCAUCCAAACCCAAAACAAACAUCCGCAAGAGUACAAGCACGGUGCUCAUCAAUUUGCUAACGGUUAUUGGAACAGAGAGUUAAAAUAGUAAAAUUAAUAUCAAUUUCAGCUCUUAAUUAUAAUCCUUUGAUUUGCCCUUUGGUGUGCUAUUAAUGAAGUUGAUGGAUUCCGAUUUUUUGGACGUUAGUUGAAAACUAGCAAUAAAAUUCAAGGUUUGUGUGGACCAA
Ananas comosus (pineapple) is the source of this 1867-nucleotide messenger RNA. Its product is annotated as pectin acetylesterase 8-like. The coding region runs from base 392 to 1591 and encodes 399 amino acids. The record is from RefSeq and is a predicted model, not a curated record. Gene Ontology annotation, molecular function: hydrolase activity. Lineage: Eukaryota; Viridiplantae; Streptophyta; Magnoliopsida; Poales; Bromeliaceae. The transcript is spliced from 13 exons.